This is a messenger RNA of Cercopithifilaria johnstoni, 2277 nucleotides long. Lineage: Eukaryota; Metazoa; Nematoda; Chromadorea; Rhabditida; Onchocercidae. The record is from the annotation of a GenBank genome assembly.
AUGACCAAACGAUGGACAAAAGGUCGUUUAAGUGUUGGCAAACAAUUACGUUUAGGAAGGCGAACAACAACAACAGUAGUACCAAUUGCUUGCCUUCUGGAAUGGGAUUCUGCUAAAUGCCAAAUUUUUCAUCAACGACCACUAUUUGCACCUAAUUUGGCAUAUUCAAAAACCAAAUAUGGUUUGAUUACACCAAUUUUGCCAAUAUCAGGAAUAGUUGAAGAAGGUGCAGAAUCGAAAUCCUCAUCGAUAUCACUGCUGCAUACAUCUGAAACAACGUUAACUGCUACAACAGCAACAGCUAAAACAUUAACUUCAGCCAAAACUACGAAAGCACAUUUGGAACAUCCCGAGAAUUUGGCUACGAUAGCACAUUUGGAACCGGAAUAUCUACCUACAGUAAACGGUGAGUUCACUAAGCGCACUCACACGUUUCUUUCUACCAUUACCACCACCACCACUGCUAUCACCACUACUACCACUCCUAUCAUCACUAUUGCUACAGCACAUAUCACUACCACAACUAUCAUUGCUGAUACCAUCACAUUAACCACCACUAUUACUUCAACUUUCAGCUUCAUUCAAAAACAUAAUAUCAAUCAUGAUAUAUUUCCUAUUCCCAAGAUACAUAGCAAUCGUAUUAUGUUGACACCAGCUUUGUUCCAUCUUUUUAUCGAUGAUGACAAUGAUGAUAAUAAUGAUGAUGAUGAUGAUGAUGAUGAUGAUGAUGAGAAUAAUAAUGACGAUGAACGCUUUACAUUCUUCUGGCCAACUAUUUUACCAUUUCAAACACAAACUGCAAUUAUUUACUCCUCUGAGAUAAGAAAUAUUGAAACAACGCAAUCAAUGAUAAUUCCUGCUAAGACAAAAGGAUCUUUUCAUAGUUUAACAAAGCAAAAUGAAUAUAAGCCAAAUGAGAAUAAAUAUGGGAAAUUCUUCAAUUCAACAUUUACUAUGAAUAAACAUUUUUUGCCAUCAAUAGAUCGCAAUAAUAUAAGUCAACAUGAAUACAAUAGCUAUUCCAAUGAUUAUUCUGGAUAUUAUUAUCAUUCUGAUAAUAUACCUGAAUAUAAUUAUAGCUAUUUGAAUAGCAAGCAUAAACAUUAUCGUCAUCCUAAUACAAAUUACAACCAUCUUCAAUAUCUUGGCAACAAUUCUAAAUGUUACGAUCAUCCGAACAAUAAAUCUAAUUAUUCAAAUUGUAUGAAUGCUACGAUUAUUAGCACUUUCACUGCAUCAUCACAAUCACAUCUUUCAUUUGCUUCUACUGCACCAUCGAUUAUCAAAAGUAUGCAAAUUUCCAGUGCCAUCUCGCAACAAUCUAAUCGAAAUUAUUUUGAAGAUUUAUGGAACGAUAUUGCUGGACCACCACCAGCUGUUAUCAUAAAUAGUGAUCAGAAAGAAUCAAGAAACAAGACAACAGCGACAAUAUCAUCAUCAUCUAUUGUUACCAAUAUCAUUAAUAGUAAUCUAUCAACUAGUCCAUUAAUCUUUAACAUCACGCAUACAUUAUAUCCAACACAUCAGACUAUCUCAUUACAUAAAUUGCAUGAAAAACUAACCACACCUGAAAAUGAUAUUGAUAAUAAAAGGUUGUCAUCAGCUCUACCAAAAAUAAUCAAAAAUAAUUUGCUGAAUAUUUCAACUAAAUCGUCGCUAGUAAUUGACAAUGCAGAAGAGGGAAAGAAAAGAAUAAAAGAGUCAGAAGCUCAGAAUUUGGAUAACAUUCCUACGCAACCUAAAUCACAACAAGUGCUCACCGUACCAACCGUAUCAUCAUCCACUACUACCAUUAAACAUCGUAUUCGUACAACAUUGGGAAGUCAUACAAUUUAUGCAGUUAGACCAACUACACCUAUGGGUGAAUUCAUUACGGAUACAGUUAAGACUCCUGCAACACCGACAGAUUUCCCACGUACGGCAUUAAUUUCGAUAGCAUCGUUAUCUGUGAUCAUUAUCAUCGCCAUCGUUGUUUUUUGUGUUUUUAGAUGUAGACAAAGUGGUCCAUCAACUGACCAAUAUCCAAUGGUUUGCAGUAGUAAACAAUCUGGUUAUGCUCCGAUACCAGCUGAAUUAUCACCACCAAUGAUGCGUGAAACAUCAAGACAUAACGUUGGUCCACUCUUUCACAAUCGAGUAAAUCAACUUGAUGGCUAUCAACCGAUCAAAGGUGCUGUGAUACCGAAUGGAAAUAACUUAAUGGGUAUUGUCAAAGGUAAUAGUGCAUCAACAUCCAUUAAUGGUAGGAAGAAAGAAUUUAAAGAAUGGUAUGUUUAA